AUGGCCCACGGAACAACGUGGAAUUCACCCUGCAUGAUGCGCUGGGAAGACACCAAGCACAUUGUGCCCGCAGUGCCCACGUUGAAGAACCACACGGCGACCCUCGUCGGUUCUCGCAUCUUUGUCUUUGGAGGGUACGACGGUCGCCGCAACCACAACGACUUGCACAUCUUUGACUGCAACACGUUGACGUGGGAAACGUAUUCCGAUCCAACGGCGCUGCCACGACAUGGUCGGCCGUCGGCUGCGUUUCCUGUCGGCCGCAAUGGACACACGGCAACGCUUGCCUACGACAGCAUAUACAUUCUGGGCGGUUGGCUCGGCAAUGGACUGUAUGCCGCGAACGAUCUCCACAUCUUGCACGUCCACACGAUGGAAUGGGAAUCGCCUGCCACCACAGGUACCCAUCCCGGUCCGUGUAACAUGCACACCACCGACUUUUUCCCGCAUCUCAACGGACUACUCGUCUUUCGUGGCGGCGACGGCAAAGAAUACUUGAAUGAUCUCCACCUCUUCGACCUGGCAACGCGGCAUUGGAGCGUCCCCUCCACUAGCGGCACCCCACCGAGUCCCCGCGCAAAUCACAGCUCGGCCGUGCUGGGCUCACAGUUGUUUGUGUUUGGCGGGUGGAAUGGCUCCCAUCGUUUGAACGAUCUCCACGUGCUCGACACGACCUCAUGGCGUUGGUCGGGAAUUGUAUUCCCGGAAUCCACACCUUUGCCAUUCCCCCGAGCCGGCAUGACGUUGGUCGCCUUUCGUCGGCGCUUCUUUCUCUUUGGCGGGUACGGCAGCGCCCCCUCCGCCACGUACCCCGCCAAGUGCUUCAACGAUCUCCAUGUGUUGGAUGUUGUGGACGGCGACAAGUGCACGGCGACGUGGACCGUCGUCGACGGCACGUCAAACCAACCUGGGUGUGCAUCCAGUCCGCGAUCGUCCCAUCACAACGAAUACCUCAACGACAUGCACAUCCUCGACACGGACCCGCUGCCACACGCGACCGUGCCAUUGGCACCCCCCGUCAACUUUAAUCUUGCGCUGCAGUCGUACGCCAACUCGGCCACUCUAGCCGACGUCUCGUUCGUCGUGGAGGGCUACGUCGUGUACGGGCACAAGCUGGUGCUGUCGAUGGCGAGCCCAGCGUUUCGCGCAAUGUUCUCGACCGGGUUCCGCGAGGCGACGAACGAUGCCAUCGUCAUUCCGCAUGUGUCGCGCACCGUGUUUCAGGUCAUGAUGAAAUAUGUGUACUCUGGGCAUCUCGUGUCGGGGGAGCUCGGAUGGGACGACCUCCUCGACCUCCUCGUCGCGGCCGACCAGUACAUGCUGGACCACCUCAAGCAACUCUGCGAACGAGAUCUCGAGCGAUUGCUCGAUACGACCAACAUUGACGACGUGAUGGAUGGCGCGACUCGAGCAAAUGCAUCCCACUUGGCCGCUGUCUGCCGCCACUUUGUGCGCAAUGCGGACCAGGGUCGACGCAAGCCAUCGCGUGCCUCCACCGCGUCUCCGUGA
Aphanomyces invadans is the source of this 1509-nucleotide messenger RNA. RefSeq lists its product as hypothetical. Gene Ontology annotation, molecular function: protein binding. The record is from RefSeq and is a predicted model, not a curated record. Lineage: Eukaryota; Oomycota; Saprolegniomycetes; Saprolegniales; Verrucalvaceae. The transcript has 4 exons. The coding region runs from base 1 to 1509 and encodes 502 amino acids.